Molecule: messenger RNA, 1593 nt
Organism: Metarhizium album ARSEF 1941
Lineage: Eukaryota; Fungi; Ascomycota; Sordariomycetes; Hypocreales; Clavicipitaceae
Product: cytochrome P450 78A3
Exons: 2
Coding region: 1-1593 (530 amino acids)
Molecular function (GO): oxidoreductase activity, acting on paired donors, with incorporation or reduction of molecular oxygen; iron ion binding; heme binding
Source: RefSeq, a predicted model, not a curated record
AUGCUUAUGCUGCUUCAAGGUCUUGUCGUGGCCGGAGGUGCUAGUUGCAUGCUUCAAAUCAAGGCACCGCAUUCAUCACUCGGCUUUUGGACAACUGCAUCCGGCAUCUUCCUCGCUUACUUCUUCCUUGCCCAGAUAUGGCGCAUCAUUGUCUAUCCACGCUUCUUCAGCCCGCUUCGGCACCUGCCACACCCUCGCGACGGACACUGGCUAUGGGAUCAAACCAUGAGAAUUCUGAAAGAGCCUACAGGUGUACCCAUGCGGAAUUGGCUUGAUAGUACUCCGAACGAUGGGUUGCUGGUGUAUUCUACAUGGUUUGAGCAGCGAGUACUGGUGACGAAUCCCAAAGGUCUCGCCGAGGUUCUCGCGACGAAAAACUACGACUUCGAGAAACCCAAGCAAUUCAGCCAAUCGCUGGGUAGAUUUCUGGGUCUGGGUAUCUUGUUUGCCGAGCGUGAUGAACACAAGAGACAGCGCAAGAACCUGAUGCCCGCCUUUGCUUUCCGCCACAUCAAAGACCUAUACCCAACCUUCUGGAUCAAGUCGCAGGAGAUGGCCGAGCUUCUGUCUGCGACCAUCAAAGCAAAGUCUGACCCCGGCGCAGCAGAGAAGAACAAAACUCAGGCCGGUCCCAACGGCCUUGCGCAUCCUCCUGGAGCCAUUGAAGUAUACGACUGGAGUUCGCGUGCUACGCUGGACAUCAUUGGAGUGGCAGGAAUGGACCGUGACUUCAACUCCCUUAAGAAUCCUGCGAAUAAGCUAAACCAAGUCUACAAGACUAUUUUCAACCCGGGAGGUGUCGAGAGAUUCACCAGGCUUUUGGCUCAAUUCGUCCCCAUCCAACUCGUCCGUCUCCUGCCGCUCAAGCGCAACGCCGAGAUGAGCGAAGCCAGCUCUUACAUCAAGCAAGUUUGCCGAGACCUGAUUGCUGGGAAACGAGAACAACUUAGCACCCAGAAGCGUCGCUCCGGGGCGGACGUGGAUAUUCUUUCUGUUGCGCUCGCGUCCGGCGGCUUUAGCGACGAAGACCUCGUCCAAAAACACCUGCGCGACCAAGUUCGACCGAAACUCGCUUCCCUCGGCGACGCCAUCACCGCCGCCGAAAUAGACAGCUGCUCGUACUUGCAAGCCUUCUGCAACGAGGUGCUUCGAGUGUGGUCUCCCGUCCCGCUGACCCUGCGCGUGGCCGCAAAGGACACCAGCAUCCUAGGCCAGUUCAUCCCCAAGGGCACGCCGGUGAUUCUUUGCCCAUGGGCCGUAAACUUGUCCGAGAAGCUCUGGGGCGCAGAUGCCGGGCAGUUCAAGCCCGAGCGCUGGCUGGAUGCUGACGGUCAUACGAACAACCGCGGAUCUGCAGACUCCAACUACUCCUUCCUGACAUUUCUACACGGGCCGCGAAGCUGCAUAGGGCAGAAGUUCGCACAGGCCGAGCUUGCGUGCUUGGUUGCUGCUUGGGUGAGCAGAUUCGAGACGAGAUUCGAGGAUGGGGGGCCGCUCGCCAAGGGUGAAGAGCCAGGUAUUGCUACCGGCGUUACUUCGAAGCCGAAGGGGGGGUUAUGGGUGCAGUUGGCGGAGAUUGAGGAAGGUCAUUGA